Lolium rigidum is the source of this 1925-nucleotide messenger RNA. RefSeq lists its product as uncharacterized. The transcript is spliced from 2 exons. The record is from RefSeq and is a predicted model, not a curated record. Gene Ontology annotation, molecular function: protein binding. Bases 1 to 1524 code for a protein of 507 amino acids. Lineage: Eukaryota; Viridiplantae; Streptophyta; Magnoliopsida; Poales; Poaceae.
AUGGAGGCAUCCACCGCGCGCCGUCGGAGCGUGCGCAGGAAAGCGGCGACGACUCUGACGGAAAUCCCCGACCACCUCCUGGCGGAGAUCUUCCUCCGGCUGCCCGCCGCAGAAGACCUCGCCCGUGCCUCUGCCGUCUGCGUCUCCUUCCGCCGGCUCGUCAAGGACAAAUCCUUCCUCCGGGGCUUCCGCCGCCUCCACCGGCGUGCAGCUACCGUUCUCCACUCCUCCACGCCAAUGGCGACCUCCACGGCGCGCCGUCGGCACGGUCGCAAGGAAACCAAGACGACUCUCACAGAGAUCCCGGACCAACUCCUGUCCGAGAUCCUCCUCCGGCUGCCCGCCGCAGGAGACCUCGCCCGUGUCUCCGCCGCCUGCGUCACAUUUCGCCGCCUCGUCAUCGACACCGACGGAUCCUUCCUCCGCCGCUUCCGCCGCCUCCACGACCCGCUCCUCCUCGCCUUUUUCGACCGCGACGGGUUCCACCACGCCGUCCCGCCGCACCCCUCCGCGCUCGCCUCCGCUGCCGACUUCUCAUUCUCAUUCUUCCCCAACCAUGGCGACUGGGCCGUUCAGGACAUCCGCGACGGACGCGUCCUCCUCCUCCGACCCGGCGAGGGCCAGCAGCGCCGGGUCUCCAUGGAGGUUCUCCACGCCGACGAGGGCCAGCAGCGCCAGGUCUCCAUGGAGCUUGCGGUGUGCGAUCCCUUGCACCGGAGAUACGUCCUGCUUCCCCCAGUACCUGACGACUUAGUCGCUUCGGUGGCGCAUGCGGCCACGGAUUACAGGCCCUGUUGCGAGGCUUUCCUCGCCCCCCUCGAGGAAGAGGUAGAUACUGCAUUCAGCGUGAUAUGGAUGGUACAUUUCAGUACUAGGUUGGCCGCUUUGGUCUUCUCUUCAAUCACUGGACAGUGGCAAGCGGCUGCAUCCAAGGAAUGGAGGGAUUUGCUCCUUGGCCAGGGCAAGUCGACCAUGGUGUCACCGAUCGACCGUGAAUAUCACGAGCGCCAUUACGCUUAUGGCUGCUUCUACUGGGAGUCCACCACAAGUCAGAAGAAAGGGUUGCUUGUGCUUGACACCCGUACGAUGGAGUUCUCCCUUUCUGACCUCCCGCCCAGAGAAUGGUGUACGCUAGGUCUAGCCAUUGUGGAGGUAGGGGAAGGCAGGCUUGGACUGUUCGGUAUCCUUGAUAAAACUUUUGCUGGCAAAUUUGAACUCUGUUAUUACAUCAGGGGAAACAACGCUGAGAGUUCUAGCCAGUGGAAGUUGGAGAAGACAAUCUCACUAGGUUCUGGGUGCCAGCAUCAUAUCAAAACUGCAUCUGGGAGGUACUUGCUCGUAGGAAAGUUUCGAGCCAUGCAGUUCGCAGGCUCAACUCCUCGGUUGCCGGGCUUGGAAUAUAUCUCAGUUGAUGUCAGGACGUUGCAGCUUGAGAAGGUUUGUAGUAAAUCAUCUGGGUUUGCCAUGUCCAGGACUUGGAUAUAUACCAACUUCCCGCCAUCGUUGUCUUCACCGACAAUAUGAAGUGAUUCGACGGAGCCAUGGCCAGAUCAGCAUUUCCAUCUUCAGGGCUCCAAGUUUUUUGUGUUUUCGGCAGCAUGGACUUCGCUUGGAUGUGAACAGGUCUUGCCUACAAGACGAAAUUAUGAAUCUAGUCACUGUUGGUGCUCAUGCCUGAUGUCGUGCUCAUGACUGAUGUCUGACUUGUUCGUCCUUUCAUGCUCUAGUGGUCUAGAUGUGGAACUCGUUCAGUGUAGUGUAACCGACCAAUAGUUACGUGGUUGCUGUUCCAGCCUAAUAUAUAACGUGGCACUGAAGUUUAACAGUUCUGAACUUCCCAACAGUAUUUUGGAAGAUGUACUGACAUGGCCGGUUUAAGGAGCCUCUUUUCAGCGGAUUGUCCCUCCAUUCCGAAGAACUACAAA